AUGCGGUCUAUCCAUUCUGUGACAAACACUGUGCAAACUCUGCACGUGAUUUACAGUGACAGUUCAUGUGAAUGCACAAUGUUGCCAACACCAUUCAUAAGCCUACCAGGCCAAAAGACUGACGAUGUGUACAGUGCAUACUCUGCUCACCUGAUUGUGUCCAAUGGUCCUAUUGGGCACAGAAUCCAAGCAUUGGAGAAUGCAGUACCAGACAUUGGAGCCAAAUUGCAGGAUUUGCUGGAGCAGGUUGGCUGGAAAUUGCAUGUCUUCGUAGGAGACGCUGCAAAAACCAACAGUGCCAUUUUCAGGAUUCAAAAGCGUCGCCAAUUGGCAGCCGGUACUAAGCGCAAGCUUUCCAUCCAAGUUAAGUGCCUUUUGCACCAGAUUUGCUUAGUUCGACGUCCAUCAAUAUUGGCAAUUGAUUCCUACUGGAGCACAGUGGUGCGUCUAGCCCACUUGUUUGAGAAUUGGAGUUUCAAACGCCAGUUCGGCAUUUCGUUGCUACACAUACUCAAACAGCCUGGUAUUGCCGUGUCUGAAUUCCCAGAUGAGAUGAGAUUUCAAUGUCCCUUGCUCUAUCGGUUUAAGCACUACACUGUGGCAAGUUCCUAUCUUCGUACGGCUUGCUGCUGCUUCCAUUUGCUUCCGCAAGUGCUGACUCAGUUGAAUGCAGUUGCAAAUGAGCAAGACUCCAAAUUGGUGGAUGGGCUGCUGCAAAAUGCAGGGGCUUCUGUGGAACAUACCGAGCUGGGUGAUUUGCUUGACAAUGACCUGUCUUUCAGCUUACAGAACAGUGUCCGUAGGCGAAAGGUUGUUGAGCAGGUGUCCAAAGCUGAGUUUCCUCAGUCAGUCAUCAUGGUCGAUGUGAUUGUCAACGCUCUUGAAUAUGGUUCCAAUGCCUUGUUCAAGCGCACAAGCUUGCUGACCCGCAUGUCCAAUUUGGGUUCCCAUCAUCCAGAAUACACAACGCUGGCCAAAGAGUGCAUGGAACGCUUCCUUGAUAUGGCUUCUGGAUCUUUUGGAAAGCGGCUGGUUGAGCGCACUGUACUCCUCUUGGAUGAUGGGCUACAAGAAAUGAUUGAUUUGGGAGGGUUCAGUCCAACACCUGAAAGACUGGUGCUAUUUUUUCGCUUGAUCGUGUCCUGCAUGAGUGACCUUUGGCGGCGCAUGAUUUUUGAGUUUUCCAGAUACCCUUGGAAGUGGUUUGACAUCUUGGCACAAGACUUGUCUUUAAAGCAAUUUGUUGAGAAAUUUGAUCAGGAGAAGAACUUACGAGUUCAGACAGCAGCCCACCGCGCAGUUCGUUCGCUUUCUGGAUGGAACAUAUUUCAACGGGAGAACACACAGGGCGUGCAAAUGGGAACAGCAGAGUACAAGUCUCACCUUCAGAACCUGUCAGCUCAAUGGAAGUCAUUAAGCCAAGAUGACAAAGCUGCUUGGAAUAUUCAGGCACGCCACGAGCAAAUGUGCCGUGAAGAGUUGGUAGGCACACCUUUGCCAGCCAAAGGUGAUGGUGCAUUGAAGGCAGAGCUUAUUGAUGUCAAAUCGCCUGACGAUCAAGUGUCAGCUUUCUUGCGAGAUACCAUCCACGCUGUCUACCAGGAUGUUGCGGGUGACAAUUCAGAGAACACUGAAGAUCUUGCAGACUCGAGUCUUGACUGCUUUCCAGGAGGGCUUUGCAGGUCCGGUUGCCAUUUUGACAAAGCCAACCAAUUCGUGUACAGGUUGCACAAGGAGUUGGAUGAGAGGAAAAUCAAGUCAGGUUCCUUGCUGACUCUCACCCUGACAGACCACCACCACACACAUGUAUUUUUUUCAGGCAUUACUCUGAAGAAGCCACUCCUGCAAACGGCUAUCCUCGCAUCGAUUCAAGAUGACGUGGUUUCAUUUCAGCAGGAUCCCAACAGCUCCAUUCCGUGCAUAACGACAACACACCAUAUGUUUUUGCAGAUGCUUGAGACUGGAAGUACGGCUACAAGUGUACAUGUUGAGCAUUGGCUUUACAAGCCUAUCAUUGAUGACACGAAAGCGCUUCGUGUGAAUGCUGAUCAUAUUUUGACAUCUUUUACAGUUGACAUUGCCUCCUCCAAGAGCGUCUCAAGAAAGCGUCCAAUCAAGCUGCCAUUCGGGCUGAAAGAGAUCCGGAAACCACGGAAAAGAAAGACAGAGGCAGGGGCUGGUGCCAAGCACCAGGCAAAAAGAAGAAGGAUCCAGGAUCCCACAGACGAUUUGCCAUGUGAAUGUGACAGUGACAGUGGCUCUGAUUCCAAUUCUUCCAGUGGGAACCCUUCCGAUAUUGACGGGAGUGGUGAAGUGGCACCUCUUUUUGAGGAAGACAAUGAAGUUGAGCCAAUAUCUGAAAUCAUGGAGAACGAAAUGAAAGCAGAGUGGCAGGUAGCCGAGGAAAUUCAGGAAGCAGACAAGAACAAAGCGAGACUGGCCAAAUACACUCAAGGUGAAGGGACAGCAGCGACAGCAGAAUCAAAGAACAAAACAAAAACAUUCUUCUCACAACGACUUGGCUUGGGAUGUGGAAGCAUUGCUCCAACAGGCCGAGCAAAAUGCUACCACUGCAAAGUAUUGAUUGGGCGAGAUACGAUUCGUUUUGAGUGGUACUGGAAUAAACUCAGGCCCAAUGGCUGGCUUCAUAAUCACUGCCUCAUUGAGACUGCGCAAAAAUUUGAACUCCUUGAUGAGACAAUGAGGCAAUUGGAUGAACUCACCAGUGCCAGCUCAAGCAGUGACAACACUGUAAGGGAGGAAAGUGCUCGCAUUCUUGCAAGCAUGCGGAGAAAGACUAGCUGA
Messenger RNA from Durusdinium trenchii, 2805 nucleotides. NCBI's taxonomy places the organism in Eukaryota, Dinophyceae, Suessiales, Symbiodiniaceae. The record is from the annotation of a GenBank genome assembly.